Megalops cyprinoides (Indo-Pacific tarpon) is the source of this 3504-nucleotide messenger RNA. It is a transcript of the gene ppfibp2b, whose product is annotated as PPFIA binding protein 2b. Gene Ontology annotation, cellular component: presynaptic active zone. Lineage: Eukaryota; Metazoa; Chordata; Actinopteri; Elopiformes; Megalopidae. Gene Ontology annotation, molecular function: protein binding. Bases 271 to 3264 code for a protein of 997 amino acids. Gene Ontology annotation, biological process: neuromuscular junction development. The record is from RefSeq and is a predicted model, not a curated record. The transcript has 29 exons.
CUCACUUCGCGUCAGGCAGCAAAGUGUCCGGGUACACACAGGGAGACCGUAUUAAGGGCGCUGUUAGAACGUCCGUGAGAGUUAAAAGCAGAAGCUGCAACCGUCUGUUUCGAAACUGGAGGAUUCGUGCAAGAGGAAGAAGUGGAUGUUUUUGAAGUAAAAGGUAAUCUCUACAAACUUGGGUUCAUCAACCAAUGGAAAGCAAGUUUGCAUCAUUCCAAGGCAUAUGGGCAGAGUAAUAUAAAGAAGGGGACGCGGUAACUGGUCAACAUGGCAUCCGAUGCAAGCCAUAUGCUGGAGGCGGCCUUGGAGCAAAUGGACGACAUUAUCGCAGGGUCCAAGGCUGCGGCAGAGUUCAGCAAUGGCGUCUUUGAGCUAGGCUCCCCAGGAUACGCGAGCCCCCGGCAGGUGCUGCAGCUGGCCGAGGACCUGCGGACUGCCCUGGAGCUGCAGGCCAGUGAGGAGGACAAGGACUCCCUGAGAAGCCAGGUCCCCAGCUCCACCGCGCAGAUCCUGAUGGGCUGGCUGGAGAGGGGCACGGUGAGUACCCAUGAACCUGUAAACCUUCGGUCCCCAGUGAACAAUGAGACUUAUCAAGAACGUCUGGCACGUUUAGAGGGUGACAAAGAGUCACUGGUUCUCCAGGUGAGUGUGCUCACAGACCAGGUCGAGGCCCAAGGGGAAAAGAUCAGAGACCUGGAGAGCUCCCUGGAUGAGCACCACCACAAGCUCAACUCUACUGAGGAAAUGCUGCAGCAGGAGCUGCUGAGUCGAACGGCGCUGGAGACUCAGAAACUGGAUCUCAUGGAUGAGGUUUCCUACCUGAAACUGAAGCUGGUGGGCAUGGAGGAGGAGCAGAACGAUGGCGAGGACAAGCAGCACAAAGCAGAGUGUGUAGUAAAUCUGAUUAGUGAGCUCCAGGAGCAGAUGUGUAAGUUUCAACAGGAGAUCAGUACCAGAAUCCAGGAGAAAAAGGCCCUGGAGAAGCAGGCCGAUGCUAGCUCUUUGGAGCCCCACGAGAGCCCAGAUGCAGGCCUCGGCAGCUCCGACACUGAGGACUGCUAUCGCUGUAGAGAAGACAACGGUCUGCUGCAGGAAUUAAGAUUGCUGAAGAAUAAAGUGGAUGAGCUAGAAGGGGAGAAAUCCCAGUAUGAGAGAAAGCUCAAGGCCACAAAGGCUGAGAUUGCUGAGCUACAGCAACUUCUGGCUGCAAAAGAUGCUGAAAUUGAGAGUUUGCAGAGUCAGCUCUUAUCCAGAGGUCCUGUGUCUAAAGACACCGCCGAAAGAGAUCAGGAACUGCAAAGGCUCAAAAUGGGAAUGGAGUCAUUGUUAGUAGCAAAUGAUGAAAAGGACCGCCGCAUAGAGGAACUCACAAUCCUCUUAAGCCAGUACAGAAAGAUAAAGGAAGUCAUGGCACUAGCUCAAGUGUCCAGUGAAAAGAUGCUGUCGGGCAGCAGCGAGGAGGAACUAAGUGGCAGCCUGAAGAUGAGGGCCCUCACUCACAAAGCUCACUCUGACAUAAUGAGAUCAGAGAUGUCCUCCAGAGGCUCCUCACCCCUCCUGGUCUCCCCGUCAUCAGUGCAGAAGGAUUUGGUCUCCAGGACUGCGCAGAUGUCCCCUGAGACUGCCGUCUCCCCUGGCGACGCUGGCUUCCAGAAUGGACAGUGGACACAACCAAGGAUGCUGUCAAGCAGUUUGGAAGAGUUACAAAGUGGAUCCUUACAGAAGCAUGUAGUGGGGAAAGCAGUAGAACCUGUUGUAUCAGAGAAUCGUCAUAUAGAAAGCAACAAGUACCAAACUUUGCCAGGGAAGUUGUCACGAUCUGAGGAAAAUGAAGAGAGAGACAAAUUUUCAACACCAGUUCAAAAAUCACCAGAUGAGAGCGAAGACAGUGAAUUCAAUUUAAGGAAGACGGAAAAAAUGGACGACACAACAUCGUCCGAUCUCUCGCCUUUGUCAUCUGGAGUCGAUUCGGGGCAGCAGUCUCCCGUCUCCCCAGAGAAUAAAAAGAACCAGAAGGGCAUCAAGAAGUUUUGGGGAAAAAUAAGGAGAACCCAAUCAGGCAGCCUGCACGGGGACGACCUGGAGACCACAGAGUUUCGGAGGGGAGGGCUCCGAGCCACAGCCGGCCCGCGACUGGCCCGCACGAGUGAUGCUGGGAGUUCUGUGCGAGACAAGAAUACUCCCUUUUCCAAGUGGACGACGGAGCAGGUGUGUGGUUGGCUGGAGGACUAUGGUCUGGGGCAAUAUGUGAAUUUAGCCAGGCAGUGGGUCAAUGACGGUCAGACCCUUCUCUCUGCCACUCCCCAGGAUUUAGAAAAGGAAAUGGGGAUUAAGCAUCCCCUGCACAGGAAGAAGUUGCAGCUGGCGCUCCGCUCAUUCAGCACCAAAGUGAAGGAGACAUCAUCAGAACUGGAUCAUAUCUGGGUGACACGCUGGCUUGAUGAUAUUGGCUUACCUCAGUACAAGGACCAGUUCAAUGAGGGAAGGAUUGAUGGCAGGAUGCUUCAGUACUUGACAGUGAACGACCUUCUGUUUCUGAAAGUCACCAGUCAGCUCCAUCACCUCAGCAUCAAGUGUGCCAUCCACGUACUCCAUGUCAACAAGUUCAACCCCCACUGCCUGAAACGCAGGCCAGGGGAUGAGAACAAGACAUCCCCCUCAGAGGUGGUGCAGUGGUCUAACCACCGCGUGAUGGAGUGGCUGCGUUCGGUGGACCUGGCAGAGUACGCCCCCAACCUCAGGGGCAGCGGCGUGCAUGGUGGACUGAUAAUCCUAGAGCCACGCUUUAACUCAGACACAUUGGCCAUGCUCCUGAACAUCCCUCCGCAGAAGACCCUUCUGCGACGCCACCUGGCCACCAACUUCAACACGCUUGUGGGCCCUCAGGCCCAGCAGGAGAAGCGAGAGUACAUGGAGUCCUCCGGCUACGCCCCCCUGACCACUACUGCCAAAGUCCGGCCAAAGAAGUUGGGGUUCUCCAACUUUGGACACUUGAGAAAGAAGAAGCUGGAUGAUUCCACAGACUACAUUUGCCCCAUGGACCCAGCCCCAUCAGCCAUGAAUGGGGCCCACCGCCCCUAUUCGGGAUUCAGGGGACUGAGUCCCAUCUUUGACGCAGAGAGACUGGAGCAGGCGGUGAUCACAGAGGGAACGGUACUACAAAUAGAGGCACUCUCAGAAGGCAUAAACAACCUCACAUACUUGCUAAGCCACGACGAGGUGCUCAAGGAAUUGAGGCGUGGGCAAACGGCAACACUCUGAGGACUCGGGCUGAUAGCACACCGACUAGACCAAGGAAAACACCCAUACCUCAUUUUAACAAUGAAGCCUCCACCGGCAAUUUAGACAUUUUAUUAAUGUUCCUGUUCUGCGGAGGUGCCACAACAGUUUUCCCGCUUGAAAAUCAGCAUAUGAAGAAUUAUUGGGCAAGCGAAAAACGUAGGCUGCCCGAAGCUUUACAAAUGUCUGCUCGCGCGACUCCAGCUCCAGCUCAGCAACUGC